Molecule: messenger RNA, 927 nt
Organism: Aspergillus ibericus CBS 121593
Lineage: Eukaryota; Fungi; Ascomycota; Eurotiomycetes; Eurotiales; Aspergillaceae
Exons: 4
Coding region: 1-927 (308 amino acids)
Source: RefSeq, a predicted model, not a curated record
AUGUCCGUAACUAUCCGCGCCGAGAUCGUUGAUCUGGAUAGAUUAAUUCCCCGAGCUGUUGACGCUGAACACGCUGAUGUGGCCGCACUCAUCCCUUGGGUGUUCUGGAACGCCGAUGUUGCGCCAAGGGACUGCGCUGAUGAUUGGUCAGGAGAGGAUUGGCAAUUCAGGCACUUCUUUUACUCUCUCGAAGGCUAUACAUAUGACUUUAACGAAGAGAGCACGCCCAACACGGGAAUUACAGCUGCCUUGAAAGCAAACGAAACAAUCAUUCUACCUAGAAAGAGCUGGAAGGUGCCUGCACAAGAAUAUCUCCGGGGUCCUAUACAAUCGCAAGGGAUGAUGUUAUAUUCCCUGAUAAAUAUGAUUUACAUGAAACUCGAGGGUAUUUGUGAGCACGGUCCGAAGGUUCGCCUUGAAUUGCCAACGGUACAGAAGUAUGUGAUUGGUGGCAAGCGAUUUGCCUCUAAAACAGCAGGUGCGGCGACAGUAAUGCUCAAAGACAGUUUCAUACCAAUCAUCUCGUUUACUGGAUGGUUUGAGGGGCAAACUUGGGAUCAAUUUCUCAUGGAAACCCUGAGCAUAAUGCUUGGACAUCUCGCUAGAAACCUGCCCCGUAGUGGUGAGCUCCAGGAUCAGGAGGUUUAUACAGUGGGGUUUCACGGGUCCUAUCUCCAUAUCGGCCAUGGGCUUUUCCCGGCCGACACGAUCAAGAGAGUGCAUAUAAAGGGGUUUUCUUCGGAAGAGGUGUUUGAUAUGAGAUUUUCUCGGAGUUACAAUUUAUACCUCAAGAAAGACUGGCUGGAGGCAAUGCGCGCUCUAUCACGGCUUUUUCGGUACCUCCUGAGUGGGGAAGCAAAAGUCAGUGUGAUACAGGCCUAUCGUCGAGGGGAGAAUGAUACUGAGGCAAGCAAUCUCGAGACUUGA